GGAAAGGGAAGACGCUGUGGACCCAAUUGAAAAGGGUGCGAGAUCCUCCUGGGUCUUUGGAGCUAAACCUGAUCUUCCUACCUCCGAGCCCAUCUAGAACUGAUGCUGUCCAUAAUGACUCCGAGUCCCAUCCUCGGCGCUUGCCCCUAGAGGUAGCAGGCGGUAUUCCAUUGGGGUGGUCUCAUCCCUGGGGAAGUCCAGCUCCUGGGCCAGCAGGUCUUAGAGCCGCGGUCCUGUCAGUUCAUCUACAAUCAGUGCAUGUCCUUCGCUGACGUCAAUUGGAGCUGCCCCGUUCCUAUAUAAAUCUGGCAGCAGCCCCAGGACACUCCCCGCGUUCCCCAGGCACUGGCAACCCGCCCCGUGCUCCCAGACUCCGGUUCGAUUGGGACAGUGACCGAAGCUCUGAUACCGCCCCCCACGGCAACGCGCUCGGAGAAACCCGGAGCGGUAUUGGAGGUACCAACAUCAUGAGGCGGCCAGGGCGCACGGCGUUGUUGACGGCAUUGCUGCUCCUCUUGGUCCAACUGUGCCCGGGGAACUGCGGCUGGGGAACUCUGGAGGCUGUACCACCCCGGGACAAGGGUCUGGAUCGGAGUUUGCGGUGGAGCCUCAGGAAUCAGGCCGGGGGAGCCAGUGCCCUGCUCCUCCUCCUCACCGAGCGUUUCCCGCGUCUGGCCGCUGGAACUGGUACCCUAACUGCGCCCCUGGGCGGUCGGCCCAAACCCAAACGGGACGAACCUUCUCUCUCCAUUGACCUGACCUUCCACCUGCUGCGGACCCUGCUGGAGCUGGCACGGACGCAGAGCCAGCGGGAGCGCGCGGAGCAAAACCGACUCAUCUUCGAUUCGGUGGGCAAAUGAGUCCCGGCUGGCCAACUCUGCUCCGCCGUCUGGGACCCAAGAGGUGGCGUCGGAGGCCAGUUCUAAAAGCCCCCGGAACUGUGCGGAGGCGAGACCGGGUUCGGCUUCCUACCGCGGACCGUGUUUUUGUUUUCUAAUAAAAGUGAUGAAGAGU
Messenger RNA from Monodelphis domestica (gray short-tailed opossum), 1014 nucleotides. It is a transcript of the gene UCN, whose product is annotated as urocortin. Gene Ontology annotation, biological process: negative regulation of feeding behavior. The record is from RefSeq and is a predicted model, not a curated record. Gene Ontology annotation, molecular function: hormone activity. Gene Ontology annotation, cellular component: extracellular region. NCBI's taxonomy places the organism in Eukaryota, Metazoa, Chordata, Mammalia, Didelphimorphia, Didelphidae.